AUGUCUUCUGGUCCAGCGGCUCUUCAGCCGACCUUCACGGGGCAUGUCGCGACCACCAACGAUGCACUCAUCCUCUUCGAAGCUUGUCUGACGGGUCAGCUUUCUCAUGUUCCUCGGCGGCCCCACGACAGGGAAAGGAACAUGCUGAUUCGCAGCGGGUGUGUUUUCAUCUACGAAGAAAACGCGUCAGGGAUCAAGAGAUGGACCGAUGGAGUUACCUGGAGUCCCAGCCGUAUCCUCGGCAACUUCCUCGUUUACCGCGAGCUCGACAAGCCAUUUCCUCCCGGUGAGAAGAAACGAGCAAUGAAGAAGAACAGUCGUACAAGACCGAGCCGCCCAGGCGAGCCUUAUCCUAGGCCCGACAGCAACAACAGCGCCACUUAUUCCCCUACCACGCCAGCUUCGGCCACUUUUUCUCCAGAGCGGGCUCCCAAUGAGAUGGAACGGUCCUUGAUUGGAUCGCUGGUUGAUUCAUAUGGCUUUAAAUCCGAUGGUUUAGUCAAGAAGACCAUGAGUGUAACGGUUCAAGGGGUCACACAUCAUCUUGUUUCGUAUUACAGUGUGAGCGAUGUCAUCAACGGUCAGCUUCGGACGCCUUCCCAGACAGAAAGCCUGAACUACGUUCGACCAAGACCUGAGUUGACGACUAAACAAAGUUUCAGAUCGCCCUUGGAAGAGACAGAAGACAUGGAAGGCAUAAGGGAGCAAAGCAUGGCUGUACCGGCGCCGUACGGCUAUCGAGCUCCGCAGGUCGCUCAUUCAGGGUACAUGCCGCCGUCCGGGCCAUUCUACAACCCGGGCAUAUAUCCACCCGGGGCAAACCAUCCCGUUACCACCGCUGGAUAUCCUACUGGAACUACGGCGAUAGCAGGAAGCUACAUCCCGGCACCAAUGUCGACCGCUCAAAUGGGGCAUCGGGGCGAGGAUUAUGGACAAUAUGCUCCGCCAGCGUUCAGCCGACCAUACGAGCCACUGAACACCAAUCUCACAUCGAAUUCCCAUGCCUCAAACAUAGGGCCACCCUCUGCCUCACCGAUAACAUCCAAUCUCCAUGUUCGAAAUUCAAACCAACACCUAUCUCUGUACCCCCAAGCGAGCACACAGACGCGAACGAUGCCUACCCAAAGUCCCGUGGCUCUGGAAUCGCGAACACCUUCGUACAAUCGGAACAACUACAGUCUUCCAAGCAAUACUGGCCAGCCACCACCGAACCCUGAUCAUCGCCGUUCGAUCCAACAGUCCCCUAUCCUCAAGCAUGAAACUCGCGACGCAGAUCAUGCAGCCAACGUAGCAGGUGCAACCAACCCCGGCCCUGUUUAUGCCCAUGAACGAUCACACUUUUACAUGAAUCCCAACAAUCCACCGAUCGCUCAUGGGACCUAUCACCCCGGUUCCAAUAUCUCGGCCUGGUCUGCUUCGAGCGCCACCCAGCAACAUAUCUAA
Messenger RNA from Endocarpon pusillum Z07020, 1443 nucleotides. RefSeq lists its product as uncharacterized. The record is from RefSeq and is a predicted model, not a curated record. Bases 1 to 1443 code for a protein of 480 amino acids. The transcript has a single exon. Gene Ontology annotation, molecular function: DNA binding. Lineage: Eukaryota; Fungi; Ascomycota; Eurotiomycetes; Verrucariales; Verrucariaceae.